GGGAGGGGCGCUGAGGUGUUGUUGCUGCCUGCGUGUUUCUGAUGUCUCCUAGCAACUGGAUAGGCAGCGCUAAACUGGGCAGGGGAGGGUUGGCAGCUCCGAGAUCUGUGCGAGCCGGUAGGGAUUGAAGGCCCGGCUAGACGGAGGCAAGACACCAGAAAAAUCAGAAAAAGCCCUGUGUGUCUUCCGUAGUUAUAUUUACCUCCAUUGAAGCUUCUCCAAAACUGCCACCGGUCACUGUCACCCACCUCUCUGGGCUUCUGUGACCUCAUCUGCAAAAAGUCAGGCAAUCCGCCCCACCCCCUGGGGAGGUAGAGGGUGGACAGGAUUGUGACAAGUGGGGAAGCACCGGGAAAAUCGGAGAGCACCUGGACGGGAUUGACUGGAAGUGUUCCGAUUAGCACCCUUGGGGUGGUACUUAAGUAGCUAGGAAAAUUAGCAGCAGUAGUUAAAUUUUUACCAAAUAAUCAGCUAUCUAGCUUUGAGAAGUCUCUAAUCUCAGUUGCCAUCUAUUGCAUUUUUGUGGGAGAAGUGGGUCAAGUCUCAUUGCAGUUAAUAUCCAUCCAUCCAUAAUAUCCCGAGAAACUAAGAAUCUAAAACGCCUAGAUGGAGGUAUUAAUGCCCCCACCUCAGAUUUAUGUAGAAAGAACGCUGGCUCUUAUAAAACCAGAUAUUGUGGACAAAGAAGAAGAGAUAGAAGAUAUCAUCCUCAAAUCUGGAUUCACCAUUGUUCAGAGAAGAAAACUACGUUUUAGCCCUGAACAGUGUAGCAACUUUUAUGUGGAACAGUAUGGGAAAAUGUUUUUCCCCAAUCUAACAGCAUAUAUGAGUUCAGGUCCACUUGUUGCCAUGAUAUUAGCAAGACAUAAUGCAAUUUCUUAUUGGCUGGAGCUUAUGGGACCAUUCAAUAGCCUCAAAGCUAAGGAGACACACCCGGACAGUCUAAGGGCAAUCUAUGGGACAGAUGACCUAAGGAAUGCACUUCAUGGAAGUAAAAAUUUUGCUGCAGCAGAGAGAGAAAUUCGAUUCAUGUUUCCUGAGGUGAUUAUUGAACCCAUCCCUAUUGGAGGAGCUGCUAAGGAUUACCUGAACAUGUAUGUAAAUCCGACUCUGUUGGCAGGACUCUCAGAGCUUUGUAAGCACAAACCAGCAGAUCCCUUUAUUUGGCUUGCUGAUUGGUUGCUUAAAAAUAAUCCCAAUAAACCUAGAUUCUGUCAUCAACAAGAUACUGUGGAAGAGUCUAAUGAAAAUAAAACACAUUGAAGAAUGAAUCAAGAACUCUCUUAUCAAGAACUAUUCUAAAAGACUUUUAUUCUACUGACUUUUUGUUAAAGAUUCUUAAGUAGAUAAUAAGGAACUGUGCAUGAAGUAAAUCUUAUUUUAAAAUAAUGUAUUGUAAGCAGCAGAUAACCUUUACAAAAGACUCAAAUAUAAAAUUAAUGUUUGAUUUUAACCAUUGGGAGUACUUAAUAGAAAUAUUACCUUAGUAGUUGCUUAGUGGAAAAAUGACUUGGGAAGGAAUAUCAUUUUUCCAGAAGCUUGAACUGUGUACACAUCUCAGACAUCUCAGGUACAGGAAUGAUAAUUACUGAUAUGAUUGAGAAUAAAUAACUAAGUAAGCUACAUCUAA
This is a messenger RNA of Antechinus flavipes (yellow-footed antechinus), 1630 nucleotides long. It is a transcript of the gene NME5, whose product is annotated as NME/NM23 family member 5. Gene Ontology annotation, molecular function: nucleoside diphosphate kinase activity. Gene Ontology annotation, biological process: UTP biosynthetic process; spermatid differentiation; CTP biosynthetic process. The transcript has 5 exons. Lineage: Eukaryota; Metazoa; Chordata; Mammalia; Dasyuromorphia; Dasyuridae. The record is from RefSeq and is a predicted model, not a curated record. The coding region runs from base 607 to 1263 and encodes 218 amino acids.